AUGGAGUUGCCUCGAAAACGGGGCGGCAGGAAAAACAAGGUGUCUGACUACCCACUCAACGCGCCAUCUGCGGUUGUCCGCCAAGCGCUAUUCCCAAGUGGCCCGGGCUCUCCAAACGAGCACAAAUGGCGUGAAAUGGGGUGGAAUACAUCGUAUCCGGCUGAGUACUUGCUGCAGGCGAAUAGUAAAGACUACAAGCAGACACUGGCAUACUCCGAAGAGCUUCGACAGAGGCAAGAGCAGAUGAAUCCAAUCGAUACGAGUAGUGGAGCUGGGGCGAGCAAGUCUCCCGCAAGGAACGCAGUUAUGAAAGGAGGAUACUUUCCUCGAUCAACCAGCUUUUCCAAUACUACGACAACCGCCACGACCCCCGGUAUCGCUGAGGUCGGCUCAGCUCAGUGCGAAGAGGAACGCACGCUGCUGAAAAAUACGAUGUUGAGGGAAGGUUUGCUGGCAAAGCUGUACGACUUGAUCAAGGCGGCUACCCCACCGCAGUCGUUGCUGCAACCACAUCUUCCUCCGAAGGAACCCGUAUUUGAUGUGUCUAAGGGCACCGAAGUGCUUCACUUGCUGCUGCAGUUGCGUGACGUGGGCGUGCUUGUGAUGGAAAGUAUUUUGCGAUGGCAUGAAUUACGUGUGCGGCUUGCGCCGAUGGUGCCGCUAGCUCCGUUUCGUUUCGAGAACCACAACUACUGCGUCAAGAUGUUCUCAGAUUUAAACUUUUUGAGCACUAUCAAAACGCUUGGGUCGGUUUUGGGCGUUAAUCCAUCGACGAUGAAGCAGAACCCCUUUAUGAUGCCUGCGCCGACCCCCGAACGAAACUUCCAAGGAGUGCGUGAGAAGCCAUGGCAAAGCUUACGCUUGUUUACAAGCAAAGAGGACCCCAUUCAGCGAGUUGCAGAUGCUGAGAAGUAUUUGGUGUGGUGUCUGUUCAACUUGCAAGAUCCGGCAGCACCUGGAUCAACGUCUCCAACUCGCUCUGUCUAUGGGAAUAACUCGCCGUCUUCGUCUUCGCUUCGCACGAAAGAGCAGCAGCAAAAGGUGACUUGGCAAAAGCGAGCAGAGAAGCAACUUGAGCUGCUGUCGAUGCCCCUGGAAUCGUUAUCGGGUCCUACGUACGUCCAAGACUCGUCAAAAAUGAUGAAGAGGAGAGGAGUGCUGCCUUCGCUACCGCAGUCUCCCCCAAAGAAUCUUCGAGAACUCAUGGAAAAUGAGUUUGCAGCUGGCGUCGCUGAUUUUGAGGCGCUUGGGGCGUUGGACGCGCCUCCCCAUCACAUGGUUACACUGGUUGCUGCAAGUGUUCUCAUCCUUCUCAGCCCCGCGGACCAGCUUCCAAAGGACUUGUCGUGGCGUUCAUGCCAGAAAAUGCUGCGGCAUGGCAAGAGGCUAAUCCAGCGUGUACAGGCGUUUGACGUGACGGGGGUGCCAGGUUUCAAGUGGAAGGCGCUUGUGCCGUUCCUGCAAAACGAGCAUUUCCAGCCCAAGUUUCUUGCUCAGUUUUCCUGUGCCGCCAGUAGCAUGUGCGCCUGGGUCUUCUCAGUUCUGCGGGCCGCGCAACAGCAGGACUACGAGCGCCUUGGAUUACACACAAGCAGUGGACUUGAUGCUGGUGGCGAUGAAGACCGCCUCGAGUUGCUAUCUGAGCUGGAAGUCGACGCAGCAGCAAGUCCACAGCCAAGUAAGGACAGCCCUACGUCGUGGGGCGCUAGAGAAGACAACGAUGGUCUGUUGCCACCGUUAUCACGUUCAAGGAGCAACAAACGUGUGAGCAUCGGCAACGCUGAGGUUCUUUUCAUCAACGAGAACCAGCCUGUCAUGAUGACCACACCCCAGGCAAGCUCGCGCGCUUCAUCACGACGAAGUGAGAGUCCCGCCACCAGCAACCGCAAAACCAACUUCACUGUCACCAGCCUCCACAGCGGUGGAGAGAGCAACGCGCUCCUGCGCACCAGCCCGUGGACGUAUCGUGGCGUAGUGUACUUCGUGUCCUUCUUCCUUCAGCAGGAGAAGGAGAGAUCGCAGCAGCAGCAGCAGGAAGGAGAGUCUGCCGAUGAGCCUGACGACCGUCGACUGAUGAUCAAAAUCUACGAGCCCAUGAGCUCCGUGGAGUCGCAGAUGUCAGUGGACACCGAGGACUUGCGUCAAGAUUUUGGAGAACAAGCGUUGGUGGCGUUUCAAACCGGUCAGUACCGAGCUCUCUGCAACCUCAUGCUGCAGCAGCUUGACCGCAUGAUGGGUACCGGUACGAAAGCAGCUCCACCGACACCACCGCAAUCUCGCAAGGACAUGACGUGUGGACCAGUGGAUGGCCCCGAAGCAGCUGAGGAGCAGAAUAGAAAGCAAGCAAACGCGCUUGAUUUGCUCUUGCAGGGUUCGGACGACGACUACGAGGAUCGUCACGAUCGGCCUGAGGUUGUUAAGGAACCGGCCGCAGAGGAACCGACAUCGAGAUCGGCUUCACCUCCCGACAAGUCUCGGGAUCUGGAUUCUCUGGAAGCUUCUGCGCUGAAGAUUCAAUGUGCAGCGCGUCAGCAGCAAGCACGCGGCAAGGUCAACCACGUGCGGGCUGAGAAGAAGAAGGCCGAUACGAUGGAGGCGUCGGCGCUGCGGAUCCAGUGCGCGGCACGGCAGAAACAAGCGCGCGUCAAGGUGGACCACGUGAGAGACGAGAAGAAGCAUACCGACAACAUGGAGGCGUCAGCGCUGCGGAUCCAAUGCGCCACUCGACAGAAACAAGCUCGGCUCAAGGUGGACCGUGCGGUGAUGCCGCCGGAAUCGCGGCCCGGAACCGUCAUGAGCUAUGCGUCGGACCAGUUCGAAGACGACGUGCGAGAUAGCGAGUUUGACACAGAGAACGAUUGA
Molecule: messenger RNA, 2862 nt
Organism: Phytophthora sojae
Lineage: Eukaryota; Oomycota; Peronosporomycetes; Peronosporales; Peronosporaceae
Exons: 4
Coding region: 1-2862 (953 amino acids)
Molecular function (GO): protein binding
Source: RefSeq, a predicted model, not a curated record